UUUAUGAAAAAUAUAAUGUUCUAUACAUGUAUACGGAGCGGGGAGGAGAAACGACGGCCACCAUCUUUUUUCCUAAAUUUAAAACAAACAUUAUCAGUGAUGACAUCUUGUUUUAAGAUUGGAAACGCAGUAACAUCAGAUAUUGAAGUAUUGAGAGAAGUUGAAAAGGCUUUGGACUUACAUGCUUAUGAGACCUCUGAUUUAAUUCAUCAGUAUUAUUUGGAAUUGUUGGGAUGUCAACAAGGAAUUUCAAGGUCRGAAUUCGGUCAACUCACAAUAAAACCUAACUUUACACAAACCGGAUUAGUGCUUCACAUUUUAAAUGGGAGAAACUUGGUACCUAUGGAUCAAAAUGGAUCAUGUGAUUCUUUUGUUAAGAUUAAUUUUUAUCCGACUAACAGAUUUGUCAAUAUGCCAAUAUAUAAAACGUCUGUUCAUCAUAAAACGCGAUUUCCAUUAUACGACGAAAUUUUUAAAAUCAACCUUACAGAGGAACAACUUUCCAAACAUAACAGUCUAAUCUUAUUCAGCAUUAAAGACAAAGAUCUUUUUGGUAUGACCAGCCAAUACAUAGGUGAGUGUUACAUAACUUUUGCGKACCUCAUGGCAAAUGCAAAUGAACAAAUUCAUAUGGAGCUAUCUCGACCACRGUACACAGAGUCGGAAACUAUUCGUGCGUUGGAAUAUAGACAAGGUGACAAGCAAGCACGUGAUUUUUUAAAAAAGUUAAGAAGUAAAAUGUGAAAUUAUGUAUAUCAAGUUUUAUUAAUAUGUUUAUAUUUAC
Molecule: messenger RNA, 784 nt
Organism: Bactrocera latifrons
Lineage: Eukaryota; Metazoa; Arthropoda; Insecta; Diptera; Tephritidae
Product: protein unc-13 homolog 4B-like
Exons: 5
Coding region: 4-744 (246 amino acids)
Source: RefSeq, a predicted model, not a curated record